Molecule: messenger RNA, 3653 nt
Organism: Cephus cinctus (wheat stem sawfly)
Lineage: Eukaryota; Metazoa; Arthropoda; Insecta; Hymenoptera; Cephidae
Gene: eys
Product: protein eyes shut
Exons: 12
Coding region: 36-3479 (1147 amino acids)
Molecular function (GO): calcium ion binding
Source: RefSeq, a predicted model, not a curated record
GACAUCGACAGGUGUUUUUCGUAGAAUUUUAAAAUAUGACUAGAUAUUAUCUUGUACGUCGAAUUUCUCUUAUUGUCCUGACGGCCUUGACUCUGGCCAUCUCUUCCGGUUUACGUUGCAGUAACGAACCGUGCAUGUACGGCAUUUGUUUGGAUGAUACGAACAGUUCUUAUUCCUGUUACUGUAUCGAUGGAUAUACUGGAAUCAAUUGUGACAUCAAUUGGGACGAUUGCUGGUCCAAUCCUUGCUUGAACGGUGGCACAUGUAACGAUGCAGUCGCUACGUACAAUUGUAGCUGUGCCGAUGGUUUUGUAGGAGUCAAUUGCGAGCAACGUUUUAGCGAGUGUUUGAAUCAGCCUUGUCUCAAUAAUGGAACUUGUUUGGAUUACAAUGGUUUUGUGUGCCAAUGUCCUGAAGGAUAUUCAGGCGAUUACUGCGAGAUCGAUGCGUCUGUGUGCAAUAAUACAAUUUGUAAAAAUUUUGGAGAAUGCAUUGAGGGUCCUGGAUUCUUAUUCACUUGUCGUUGUACCGAAGGAUGGACAGGAGAACUGUGCGAAGAGGACGUGAACGAAUGCGAAAAUUUUCCCUGCCAAAAUGGUGGACUGUGCCUUAAUAUUCCAGCCAGUUACACGUGUGCCUGUUUAUUCGGAUUUACUGGGAAGGAUUGCGACAAGACUAUUGUGCUCUGCGAAUCGAACCCGUGCCAAAACGAUGCCGUUUGCCUCCUGGAGGACUCUCAACCUGUCUGCUACUGUGUUCCUGACUAUCAUGGAUCUCUCUGUGAACUGCGUUAUAACGAUUGCGAAUCAAAAUUUGCACAAUGUGAAAAUGGAGGUACCUGUAUUGAUGGGAUCAACAAUUUUACCUGUGCUUGUCCAGUGCCUUAUACUGGAGACAUGUGCGACCGCUAUAAUCCCUAUGCGUAUUCCUCGACAACCCAGGAAGUGUUUAUUACAACUAAAUCAUCUUCGACGAGCGGGACCACUGAUUUUCAAGAAUUUCAAACUACGACAGGUCUGGAAUUUCCUAGUACAGAACCUACUGUGUUCACUGUAACAAAGGAUGGUGUUUCACUAACUAGUGCAGUCUCAGUUACGGAUUUUACAAUUUCUGAGAGGAACGCGACGAGAGUCACAGAAGCAUCUACGGAGACUAGUGAGAAACCAGUGUUGACUAACUUUACUAUUAAGCCUGAGGAUUAUGCUCCUGGUGGAAAAAGUAGCACCGAUGUGACAAGAAGUAGUUAUGACAGUACAAAGAAUAUUAUCAAUGAUACGGAGAGUACAAUUACCAGUACCAAGGCUGUUAGUGUGGAUACGACAGAAAGUACAAAGAAAACUACAAAUACAAGUUCUACAAGUGAAAUUUACACUGCCUUUUUUCCUACGAUUAUUUCCUUUACUGAAUCAACUGUCACUACAGAUUUUGAUAGAGAUAAUACUACUGCUGUAAUUAGACCUACAAUGCUUCCUGAGGACACUAUGGGAACGUCUACCAUGAAAACGGAAGAUAGAUCUACUGUUAAGGAUUUUAUUACUGUUUUUACGGAGACGACUUUAUACGACGGUACCAAGAGGAUUUCGGAUACAGAUAUGAGCGAAUCUACAAUUGUAAUGAGUGAAAAAACUCCUGAAAUAACAACGCAUGGAAUUACGCAGUUUUUCACUGAGGCGCCUUCUGCUGUGGUAACUUCUAAAACAAGAACAGAAAUUCCGAGUACCGAGCCACAUAUAAUCACUUCCAAUGUUACUGAGAGAACUACUAGUGCAUUUGUGACGACCACAGAUAAAUUAUAUUCUUUGACCAGUGAUGUAAUGACCAGUGCUAGUGAAACUGUGGAAGCUGAAACAACUACAGAAAAGCGUGUCACAAUUUACAACUGUACACGGCAACAAUGUUUCAACAUAUCACUCUGUAUAAAUGACUCCACCGAGUGUGACUGCAGUUAUCAAGAUAAUUGCCGGACUAUGCCAAGUAUAACCAAUGCUGCAUUCAACGGCAAAUCUUUUGUAAGACAACAAUUUCUAGUAGAUGGUAAUGGUUCGCUUAAGAUAUUUGCCAGACUGAAAACUCUAUCUAAAAGUGGAAUCCUGGUGCACGCCUUUUUCGAUGACGAUAGAUAUAUUCUAUUGUAUAUGCAAUCUGGACAAUUAAAGUUUCAAUUCUCUUGUGGUCUUCAGACUAUGCUUCUUGGAGAAAUUGAUUCUCCAAUAAAUAAUGGAUACGACGUUGAUCUGGAGAUGAGGUUUCAAUAUAUUAUGGAUAUCAAAGGAGAUAAAUGUUCAGCAAGGCUACUAGUAAAUAAUACUGUUGCUAUGAGUGGCGAACAAAUUGUUUCGUUUCAAGAGAAUAUUCCACAUCAAGGAAUGUUACACCUUGGUGGGAUUCCUUUGGCUUUCUCUCAUUACUUUCCACAUAUUGCUCUUGGAUUUGUCGGCUGUAUGAGUCAAUUAAAAGUGAAUGAUAUUCAAAAACAUUUUAUGUACGACUCUGUGGAGACGUAUCAAUUGGAGGAAUGUACUUCAUUUUUGUGCUUGACAAGUCCUUGUAGAAAUUUUGGAGCUUGCAAAGAAGUCAAUGGCAAAAUCAAAUGUAAAUGCAUUGCCGGAUACACUGGAGAAAUGUGUGAGAAAUCUGUAUGCGAUGAUAACCCAUGUCAACUAGGAGCAACCUGUAUAAGUUCACCAGGAACAGGAUUCCUGUGCGUCUGUCCCUUGGGAACACAUGGCCUUCUCUGCGAAGAAGACAUCGUAAUAGUACAACCUUCAUUCUCGGUUUUCGUACCUGGCUUUUCAUCUUAUGUGGCCUAUGGACUCACCGGUUCCAUAAAAGACAGUAUGGAAUUAAAGAUGCGCCUUAUACCACAGUCCAUCGAACAAAUAUCCCUGUUAGCUUUUAUGGGUCAAACAGGUUCUCACAAAGAGUUAACAGAUCAUUUAUCAUUAACUUAUGUUCGAGGAUAUAUUAUGCUCACUUGGGAUCUAGGAUCAGGUGUAAGACGAAUAUUCACAAACAGUCCAUUGACUGCAAAGGUACACAGACCACACACUGUUCGUAUAGGAAGACGUGGUAGAGACGCUUGGCUCUCUGUAGAUGGUUUAGAAAACGUAACAGGUCAAUCAGCUGGUACGAUGACCAGACUAGAUGUUUCUCCAAUAUUGUAUAUCGGUGGACACAAGUCAAGGAACUUUGACACACUGCCUCAUGAUUUGCCACUGCACACCGGUUUCUCUGGCUGCAUAUUCGACAUAGAACUCCGCCUGGAAAAUUCUCUGGUUCCUGUGAGUAAGACCAGUCCUGCAACGGGACGUGGAGUUGGAGAAUGUCACAGGAACGAGUGUACUCAUCGUUCAUGUAAAAAUGGCGGAGUUUGUCUCAAUCAUGGACCCACGUACAGCUGUGUCUGUAUGAAGGAUUGGGAAGGUCCUGACUGUUCCGUACCAGCCAAGAUGUGUUCACCCAGUGAUGAAGAGUAUUGAGGAAUUAUUAAUGAAUAAAUAGAAUUAAUAGAAAAGUUAAGUUAGAAUAGAAUGACGUUUUUUUAAUUGAAUUAUUUAUUAAUUGGCUACGAUCGAAGAGCUGUUGCUCUUCGGCUGACUAGUUGAAGAACUUGAAUUUAAAUGGAUAAAAAGAAUUGCUGCCGCGAGACGCCC